Halteromyces radiatus is the source of this 1041-nucleotide messenger RNA. RefSeq lists its product as uncharacterized. The coding region runs from base 128 to 964 and encodes 278 amino acids. The record is from RefSeq and is a predicted model, not a curated record. The transcript is spliced from 4 exons. Lineage: Eukaryota; Fungi; Mucoromycota; Mucoromycetes; Mucorales; Cunninghamellaceae.
UUUUUUUUUUUUCUUUUUUUUUUCUUUUUUUUUUUUUUUUUUUAUUUCUCUUUUUUUCUUUCUUUCUUUUACAUAUUUCUCUCUCGUUCUUAUAUAAAUAUAAAAAUAUAUAUAUAUAUAGUUACUCAUGGGAUGCUGUUUAUCUAGUCAAUCUAACUCAAAUCGAACUACUGUCACUGGUGGGAAACCUUUUCGACGUAAUAAUAUACAAUGGACUUCAGACAUUCCUAUAACACAUACACGACUAUUAGAACAAAGAUCUACUUUUUGGGAAACGGCUCCGUUUUAUGAAGGUCGACCUGAAAUAUGGCAAGCUAUUCAAGCAGCUAUUACUUGUGAUGAUAUUAUUCUUGCACAGUCCAUUUUAGAUGCUGCAAAUAUUAAGCUACCUACUGGAAAUCCUGCAGAUGGUUGUUAUGAUGAACUUGGUACUCGUUAUGAUAUUCCAUUAUAUUGUUUAGUAGAUCCUACUAAUCUUUUACCUGAUGAAGAAGAAGAAGAAGAAGAAGAACAACAUGAUGUAUCAUCUAUGAUUCAACAUUCAUCACCAAUAGCAACAUCAACAAAACUUCAAAAAACAAUUAGUAGUGUUUCAUCCAUGAUUGAUUCAUCAUCAACAAAAGAAUCAUUACAUCAUAAUGACAGUCAACUCCCAACACAACAAGAUGCUGGUGAUCAUCCUAUUAUUAUUCGAUUAUCAACUGGCAAAGAUAUCCCGUUGAAGAUUAGUGCUACUCAAGAAACUGUGCCAUUAUUAAAAUCUCGUAUCUUUGCUGAUCCAAAUGCUCACCUGACUCCUGAUACCCAUCAUUUGCGACUCAUUUAUCUUGGCAAGAUUCUUGAUGAUCAUACUUCUAUCAUUGGCGAUUUUACUCUCACCACUACUUCUCCUUUGGAAAAGAAUACUGUCAAGUUACGCGCUGGUGCCGUCGUACAAGCUCUAGUUAUUUCAAAGGAAUCUUAGUAUAGUUAUUAUAUUAUACACAUUUUUUUUUUUUUGGUAAAUAAAUGCACUGGCGUUCUGUUGGAGCUUUUCAAAUA